UUAAUAACGAACGACAUCCUUACUUCAUUCUUACACCUUGUGAUCUCUUAAUUAGCAUUAGCAUAAAUUAUUAGUCUAAGUUGAUUAUACUGUCUCUGUUGAGUGUUGACGAGACACUCGAUCAGCUGUUGGUGUAGGUCGUUUGGCUGAUAAGUACUUCUUGACGCAGACCACGUUGCGACCAAUUGCACAUUUUUGUGUCUGAUUCAUAAUAACUCUUUGACAAGUGAUUUUAUAUGCUAGUAACCUGUUAAAUACAUAAUAAAUAGUGAAAAAAUGUUAAUAUUUAGAAACAUUGUUAGAGGCCAUUGUAUCAAUGUUUUUAAUCACACGAAAUUUUCCUUAAUCAAAAAUGAUAUUCGUCCAAGUGUUAGUUUUUUCAAGGCAAAGUUACAUACAAAUUCAUCAAUGAAUGAUAAGUUUUAUCAGCAACCCCUGAAAAAAUAUGAAUUGCAAGUGCAAGGGUCUCUUUUUUAUGAAAAUAUAGUUGAUGGAUUGUGCUACGAUAAAUUUUACAGAGAAUACUGCAUGCCAGAUACAUUAUUUUCUUGGUUUCUUGUAACAGAAUUACAUGUGUGGAUGUUUUCAUUUCAACUUAUGCAAGAUGCUAUAAAUGGAGAGAAAUUGAGAAACUCUUUAAUAGAGACUAUGUGGAAUGAUAUUAAUACAAGAAUCAAAAAGUUAAAGGGUGUAAAUACUUCAGUAUUGAAAUAUCAAAUUAAAGAGUUGUCAGAACAAUUCAAUGCUUCUCUUAUAAGUUAUGACGAAGCUAUUCAAUCAAAUGAUGUCAAGUUGGCCAAUCAUUUAUGGUUUCGGUUUUUUCAAAGUACACCUCGAAAUGCCUCUGAAAUAGAAAAUCUUGUAGCAUACAUCAGAGAACAGGUCAAAAUAUUAAAUGCCUGCCAAGAAAUACAACACUUCAGGUUUCCUGAUAAAUAAGCAGUGUAAACAUGGUGAAUUUCUAACAUAGGAAUUUAAUCUACGUUUAUUACACAAUGUAAAUGUUAGACGGUAAAAAGUUUAUAGUCAUUUCUUUUUUUAUGUAAAUAAAUCCUUGAA
This is a messenger RNA of Trichogramma pretiosum, 1059 nucleotides long. It is a transcript of the gene Uqcc1, whose product is annotated as ubiquinol-cytochrome-c reductase complex assembly factor 1. The transcript has 5 exons. Gene Ontology annotation, biological process: mitochondrial respiratory chain complex III assembly. The coding region runs from base 277 to 939 and encodes 220 amino acids. The record is from RefSeq and is a predicted model, not a curated record. Gene Ontology annotation, cellular component: mitochondrion. Lineage: Eukaryota; Metazoa; Arthropoda; Insecta; Hymenoptera; Trichogrammatidae.